GGCCAGGACCUCGUGUGUUCCCGUCCGCCCCUCUGGACGGCGCCAGCCCUGCAAGCUGCCGACCGUCCUGGGGCUCCUGCGCAGCGCGAUGCCGGCCUCGUCCACCGUCCACGUGCUGCAGCUGCUGCGGGAGCUGCUCGCCUUCGUGCUCCUCAGCUACACGGUGCUCAUCGGGGCGCUGCUGCUGGCCGGCUGGACCACCUACUUCCUGGUGCUGAAGUGACAGCGCCGCCGCCGCGCCCCGCCCCUCCCCUCGCCGGACCCAACUCACCGCGGAACUCCCCUCAAGUCCGGGCCAGAGCCGAGGCCCCGCCCACCCCCAAGCGCCGCGGCGCCCUACUCAGCUCUGCGCCCUCAGGCCCUGCGUAUGCCCCGCCCCGCGCGGAAGCACCGGCAGUUGGUUGUCUGGCGCGGCCGUUACGACCGUUGCCCUAAACCCCGCCCUCUCCCUCCCCAUCUGCCCUAUCCCGACUACUUCCUUGGGUGGGGGCGUGGCCAUGGGGCGAGGCUCUCUCAGGUGGAGGCCGGGCCCCGCCCCGCGCUCGCGAAGCUACGUCACCUCCGGCGUGUGCGUCCGGCGUCCGCCCGCCACGGGAUGGCGGCUCUGAGGAGUUGGCUGUCGCGCAGCGUAACCUCGCUGUUCAGGUACAGACAGUGUGUUCCUGUCGUGGCUAACUUUAAGAAGCGUUGUUUCUCAGAAUUGAUAAGGCCAUGGCACAAAACGGUGGCAGUUGGCUUUGGAGUAACCCUGUGUGCGGUUCCUAUUGCACAGAAAUCGGAGCCUCAUUCCCUUAGUAAUGAAGCAUUGAUGAGGAGGGCAGUGUCUUUGGUAACAGACAGCACUUCUACCUUUCUCUCUCAGACCACAUAUGCGUUGAUUGAAGCUAUUACUGAAUAUACUAAGGCUGUUUAUACCUUAGUUUCUCUUUACCGACAAUAUACAAGUUUACUUGGGAAAAUGAAUUCACAGGAGGAAGAUGAAGUGUGGCAGGUGAUCAUAGGAGCCAGAGUUGAGAUGACUUCAAAACAACAAGAAUACUUGAAGCUGGAAACCACUUGGAUGACUGCAGUUGGUCUUUCAGAGAUGGCAGCAGAAGCUGCAUAUCAAACUGGCGCAGAUCAGGCCUCUGUAACUGCAAGGAAUCACAUUCAGUUGGUGAAACUGCAGGUGCAGGAGGUUCGUCAGCUCUCCCAGAAAGCAGAAACCAAGUUGGCAGAAGCACAGAUAAAAGAGCUCCGUCAGAAAAUACAGGAGGAAGGGGACGAGCAGGCGGAGACAGAGCAGGAGGCCUACCUGCGUGAGGAUUGAGGCCUGAGCCUACUGCCCUGUCUCCCCACUCUGGAGAAAGCAGGGGCAGAUGCCACCCUGCCCAGAGUUGGCAUGACUGUCUCUGCACUGAGAAGAGGCAGCAGGUCCAGCUCUGGCCAGUCAGGCAAAACACCUUUGUGAGCUGUCAGUGCUUCUCCUGUGGUCUCAGGCUUGCACUGGACCUGGUUCUUAGUCCUUGGGCACCACACUCUGUUUAACAUUUCAUCCCACUCUUCAGCUGCUCUUACCCACCCAUCUUUUUACCUCACACGCAAAGCAUUUUGCCAACCUGGGUUAGCGAGAAGAGUCCUUUUUGUCAUGCCCUUAAGUUCAGUAGCUGUUUAACGUGUUUUUAUUGUGAAAAUGAUUUCGUGUUUGUUCCUCUGUUGGGAUGCGAGUUGUGGCUGGGGACGGGAAGCCUGUCUGGUUUGUACGAUUGAAGUGUUUCUAAUGUGUUUUCUGACUUGCCCCCACUGCCCUGUGAGGAUAGCUCAGGCCAAGCAGUGAAAAGUCUAUUACUACUAAGGGAAGGGAUGCAGAGUGUUUACCUGGUGCUCUCAACAGGACUCUUCCUAACACA
Molecule: messenger RNA, 1889 nt
Organism: Cebus imitator (Panamanian white-faced capuchin)
Lineage: Eukaryota; Metazoa; Chordata; Mammalia; Primates; Cebidae
Gene: DIABLO
Product: diablo IAP-binding mitochondrial protein
Exons: 6
Coding region: 368-1309 (313 amino acids)
Biological process (GO): intrinsic apoptotic signaling pathway in response to oxidative stress; neuron apoptotic process
Cellular component (GO): mitochondrion
Source: RefSeq, a predicted model, not a curated record